Hemibagrus wyckioides is the source of this 7377-nucleotide messenger RNA. It is a transcript of the gene nrp2b, whose product is annotated as neuropilin 2b. The transcript is spliced from 16 exons. NCBI's taxonomy places the organism in Eukaryota, Metazoa, Chordata, Actinopteri, Siluriformes, Bagridae. The record is from RefSeq and is a predicted model, not a curated record. The coding region runs from base 656 to 3343 and encodes 895 amino acids. Gene Ontology annotation, biological process: angiogenesis; axon guidance; vascular endothelial growth factor signaling pathway. Gene Ontology annotation, molecular function: semaphorin receptor activity; vascular endothelial growth factor receptor activity. Gene Ontology annotation, cellular component: membrane.
CACACUCUCUCACACACACACGCUGUAGGCUACAGCUCGGAGCCACAUCUCUUUCUUCCACGCGGUGGAGGACUGAAGGCGGCGGACACGGACAACUCCGGACACGCACGCGCUCCACGGAACAUACGCCUUAACCAUCCCAUUACGCGUUCACCUUAUUAUUAUUAUUAUUAUUAUUAUUUUUUUUUUUUAUUGCUACAAGUGAGGAAAGUCACAAAAACUGACAAGACACCUGGCGUCAUUGGGAUUGGAUAGGAGCUUCACUUACUUUCACUACCAGCUCGAGGAAAUCAAGCGACUCGAACUUAACGCAGCUUGUUUUCUCACACUUUGGUGCUCCCAAUGCCAUGAUUCAUAGUCAGCCACCAGAAAGAAAAGUUGUUUAGACAGCUCAGUUAUUCAGAAAUCCGUUGUUAUUAUUUUUCAGCGUUAUGUUGUGCCGAGCGCUCUGAUCUGAGUUUCCUUGCGUGGUGAAGAAUAGCGCGUGUAACAGGCGAGCAGCACUGGAGAGGAGAGGAGAGAUCAUCGCCGUGCUGAAGAGCUCUUCUCGGUGGAUAAACCCGUUUCUCCACGCCGAAAGAGGGCUGGGAUUCAAGAAUCAAGACUUACUCUUACACGCUUUUUCCUUCAAGGGUGGCACAUUUCACCCGGAAAGAUGGAUUUAGCCACCAGACUGUAUGGAUGCUUACUCGUGUUUUAUUUCUCGUCACUGGUUUACGGAGAUCCGGAGCCAUGUGGUGGGCACCGGGAUGCCAGCGAUGCAGGCUAUAUCACCACGCCUGGUUACCCACAGGAGUACCCCCCUUACCAGGACUGUCGCUGGAUCAUCACGGCUCCAGAGCCCUCACAGCGCAUCGUCCUCAACUUUAACCCCCAUUUUGAGCUGGAGAGACUGGACUGCAGAUACGACUAUGUCGAGAUCCGUGACGGCAAUUCAGAUUCUGCAGAUCUGCUGGGAAAGCACUGCAGUAACAUCGCCCCACCGGCCAUCAUCUCAUCAGGACCCGUGCUCCACAUCCGAUUUGUGUCUGACUACGCCCACCAGGGAGCCGGCUUCUCACUGCGUUAUGAGAUCCACAAGACAGGUUCUGACUGCUCCAGAAACUUCACCAGUCCAUCAGGUGUGAUCGAGUCGCCCGGUUUCCCUGACAAGUACCCUCACAACUUGGAGUGCACCUUCAUCAUCAUUGUCCCUCCCCACAUGGAGGUCACGCUCACCUUCAUGACCUUUGACCUGGAAAAUGACCCUUUGCAAGGCUCAGAAGGCGAAUGCAAGUACGAUUGGCUGGAAGUGUGGGACGGCCUGCCGCAGGUUGGACCUCUUAUUGGACGCCACUGUGGGACUAAAAUUCCGCCUGAAAUCCAGUCAUCCACCGGGAUUCUCUCACUUACCUUCCACACGGACAUGGCCGUGGCGAAAGAUGGCUUUUCUGCAAGCUAUAACAUGACUUUAAAAGAGGUUAAUGACAAUUUUCACUGUAGCAGUCCUUUCGGGAUGGAGUCAGGCCGGAUCACAGACGACCAGAUCACAGCGUCUUCAUCAUUCAGCGAUGGACUGUGGUCUCCACGGCAGGCUCGUCUUAACUACGACAACAACGCCUGGACGCCCAGCGAAGACAGCAACAAAGAGUACAUACAGGUGGACCUGCACUUCCUAAAGGUUCUGGCCGGCAUCGCCACCCAGGGAGCCAUCUCUAAAGAGACGCACAAGUCUUAUUAUGUCACCAGCUUCAAACUGGAGGUUAGCACCAAUGGCGAGGACUGGAUGGUGUACCGCCACGGCAAGAACCACAAGAUUUUCCACGCCAACACAGACCCCUCUGAAGUGGUCCUGAACCGGAUCCCUCAGCCCGUCCUGGCUCGAUUCGUGCGAAUCAGACCCCAGGCUUGGAAGAACGGCAUUGCUUUGCGCUUUGAGCUCUAUGGCUGUCAGAUCACAGAUGCUCCAUGUUCAGAGAUGCAGGGCAUGCUCUCAGGACUACUCCCCGACUCGCAGAUUUCUGCGUCCUCCAUGCGGGACAUCCACGGCUCCAUGGGUGCGGCUCGGUUAGUGGCCAGUCGUUCUGGAUGGUACCCCAGUCCUACACAGCCUGUGGCCGGUGAGGAGUGGGUGCAGGUUGAUCUAGGAGUCCCAAAAGCAGUGCGAGGGAUCAUUACACAGGGGGCACGCGGAGUCGACGGCAGCACCAGCGCCGAGAACCGAGCUUUCGUAAGAAAGUACCGGCUGGCACACAGCAUGAACGGAAAAGACUGGAGCUACUUCCUGGACCCUAAGACCGGCCACCACAGGAUAUUUGAAGGAAACACACACUUCGACACCCCGGAGAUCCGCCGCUUUGAUGAGAUCGUGACCCAGUUUAUCAGGGUGUAUCCGGAAAGAUGGUCGCCUCCUGGCAUCGGGAUGAGGCUGGAGAUCCUGGGAUGUGAUCUUCCAGAAUCCACCACCACUGCCAACACAGCCACCCCGACUCUGGCCAAGCUAGAAGAAACUACCAUGGUUCAGAGGACACCAGCUCCCACCACCGUGUUGUCUCUGGGUGGAUUGUGUGAUUUUGAGCAAAAUAUGUGCGGCUGGACCCAUGACCCCACAGGUGAUGUGAACUGGGCACUGCAUAGCCCCUCCAAUCCUGGUGUGGACCUGCCCCUGGGAGCUGACGAUUACGGCAGCUUCCUGUACCUGGAGGUGAGUCCUAAGACUGAGCAUAAGCACGCGAAGCUCCUGAGCCCCGUGGUGGGACCCGAGCAAGGGCUGCUCUGUCUGCUUUUCCGCUACCAGCUCUCAGGAGUGGCGAAGGGAAGGCUGCAGGUCCUGAUUCGCAAUGACAACCAGGAGACCCUGCUCUGGACCAUGAAAACAGAACAUGACGACAAAUGGAGAGAAGGACGAACCAUCCUGCCUCAGUCCCCUAAAGAGUACCAGGUUGUCAUCGAUGGCUUUUUUGAGCACGGCAGCCAAGGCCACAUCUGGAUCGACAAUAUCCACAUGAGCUCUAGCACAGAGCUGGAGCAAUGCACCGAACCUUUUCCUGCCUUCCCUCCGGAGAUGACUGGGGGAGCCCUUCCUGGCAUGAGUGAUCCCACUGUAGACACUACAGUGUCCCUGCAGCCCAUGCCUACCUACUGGUAUUACGUUAUAGCUGGAGGGGGUGCACUGGUGCUACUGGCCUGCAUCACGCUCCUCAUGGUGUUGUGCUGCCAUCGCUACCACCUGGCUGCCAAGAAGAGCCAGCACUCGGUGUCCUACCACAGCACCCAUUACCCAGGUGGCACCACUACGGCACCCACAGUGGAGCCCAUGCUGACCAUUAGACAGGAGAAACGCGAGCCGUGCUCCCAGUGCUAAGUACAGAAGGAGUAAUGGAGACUGAGACUAUGGAGAGGGUUCUAGACUCUCUAUCGCUAUUAUUCUGCUGCUUCAUAACUACCAACAGGCACAGACGCCCAGUGCUGCACCCGCAGUGCCCUUCAGGAAGGAUUUUGCACCAAGGAUGACCUUCGCACCAAUUAUUCUGGAGAUAUUUGAAAGCUGCCGUCGGUGAAAGCAGACUUUUAAAAGCGCUUAGUCGCUCAAAUUAGGAGAAGAGAAGCGGACACAUAGUUGUGGCCCUUCUGGAACCUUUGGACCUGUGUGAAGCUCUGAUUGGAGUUUUGCAGUGUUUGCAGUUCCAGCUCAGAGUUUGUUGAGAAAAGACGUGCAUCUCACCAGAGUCCUGAGUGGCAGAAAGCCACCUCUGACUGUGUGUGUGUGUGUGUGUGUGUGUGUGUGUGCGCGUGCAUGCACACUUCUCUCACUCUCUGGGUCUCCCUGGAGAGAGCGGCUGGAUGGGAACCUGACUUGGCAGGACUCUGAUCCCCUGCUUGUGACCAAUCCUGUUGCCAAGGGGAAAAAGGCUGUGCAGUGCUGCCAGAACUACUGAGAGAGAAAAACAAAAAAAAGUACUAUGAGAAAAAUGCAAGAAGGAAAGCAGAAUACUGCUGUGUCACAUUAAAGCGUUAGCAUGUGGACUGAAUAAUGCACGCACAUGCACUCAUACACACACUUGCCCAGGAAGAGGAAGAGUAAGUGGGGAAAAGAUGAAGUUAGUUAAAGAUGCCUUGUAAGCAGCAGUGUAACAGAUUCUUUUUUUUUUUUUUUGUAAGAAUGUGUUUCUGUGUGCCUUGAUGGUCCACGUGUGUGUUUGUGUGUAAGUGAGUGGGUGGAUGAACGUGUGUUAUGUGGGUGCAUGGGUGCAGUUGCUAUCCAGAACACAAUCCACCUAGUGUUUUACCUUCCUCUUCCUUUUCCCGCGAGUCUGUCUCCUAACUGAAGGGCGUAUCCUGAAGAAAGAUCUAUAUCUUGUCUGUUGAUGUGUACAUUUUAUUUCUUGUGUGUCUAUGAAGCUCUGUAACUUGCUUUGGUACAUCUGUGUCUAAAGAUGUUUGAUUUUUCUAUAUGCAAAAGUUAUGUGACCCUGCCUUAGCCAGUUUUACACCUCUGAGCAACCCACAAUCUUUAAGUCUCAUCAUUGGCCUUAAAUAUACAAGUGGCACAGGGCUAUUCAAUGCCAGUCACUAAAGAGCCUCACUUUUUUGCAGAAAAUACUUAAUGUAGUUUACUAAAUGUACUUUAUAUGCUAGUUAUUUUCUGUAAUAUUUUUAUAUCCAACUUGGGAUGUCAUGGUUGCUGACUGAAAGGCUAAAUGGAAAUGCACAUGCACAUGACUGAUGCACUGAUUAACGUUCAGCGUUCUCUGGUAGCCAAUCAUGUCUGUUGACUUCUGUUGCUAUUUUGACUGCUUUCGGCUGUUUUUAUUGGCUUGUAUGGAAGCGGAGAGUGAAACUCAAGCUGUGAAUGUGUGGCUUUGCUUGGCUGCUCUGCUUCAUGUUUGACAGUGGUGGGGCUUUGCCAUGUUUGAUAGCACUGCAGAGAGUGAGAGAACUCACAGACUCUAUACGUCUCAACACUGCACACUGUGUCAAAUCUGACGGCUUUCCUUUAUGGUUCCUCUGUGUCUCAAAUAUACAGAAUUAUUUUUGUGCAAUUAUCAUACUUGGAAAUGCGUUUAUAUGACAUAACAAUCUUGAUGUUUGAUGAUGUGCAUACUGUAAUACCUGUUCAUUCUAAAGUGUCUGAUAGCUUUAAAGUGUAUGUUUUUGACUUGAUAAUGAAAGUGUUAGGUUCAACUGUAUUUUUGGUUUUUUGUUUUGUUUUGUUUUUUGGACAAAAUCCACCCCCCCACAUACCCACACACUAAAAUGUGAUAUUACUUAUUUAAACACCAUCAACUUUCAGGAUUAGUGUGAAUCAAAAGGCUUUGAUUAUAUUGUAUUAUAUUGAUUAUUAUAUCGAACAAACACACACCACAGCCAAGAUGCACAGCCUAGAGCAAGAUUCAUGAACAUUCCAUAAACAUAUUAUUCCCUUUAGUCAUAAAAGAGUUUGAGGCGCCAUCCAUUAUAAUAAAAAAAGAAAGAAAGCUGGCCGUUAGGCUGCCGCUUCACGUUUUGGAAGCAUCAGAUGCAUUUUGGGAUUAAAGGAGGAUGAAAAUCCCUGUAUCUUCUUAUGUCCUCCAUAUGGCAAUAGGUGAAAAUAAUCCUCCAUUACAGAGGCCAUUUUCUCCCCAUUAAUCUGCUCUUCACAAAAGAAUGCAUGGAAAGGUGGAAGGGGAGAUCAAAGCGAGAGGUCGGACUAAAGAUACACCAACUCUGAUUCGGCCCGCAGUCUGAAGGGGUUUGCUUAAGAACACAAAAGCACAUGAAAGCCGCUUACAGGCAGCCAGAUAGAGCACCUGACCUGGCAGACCCAUGAUGAUGCUGGGAGGAAAAAAAAAGAAGGAAUCUCUCGCUCCCUUUUCCAUCUUUCUUCUCCUUAAUCCCUGCGUAUAUUAGAUCCUUGUUAGCAAAAUUACAGCCACCGUAAUGAAGCCAGGAUUCAACCGAGCCCGUCAUUCAUGCAUAAAGCAGGCUGUCAUUAUGGCUUUUGUUUAGGAUUUAAUGAUAAAAAGUACAAUGACGUUUUUUUUUAAGCACUAACGCUGACUUCAAAGCUUUUUUAUCUUGCAAACAAUGCAAAAAAAUUUUUCCCAGCCUACAUUACAGUGGUUGCUCCUUUCUAUAAAUAAUGAUGUCACUGUCAAUUUGUCUUAUAUAGUGCCAAUAAGAAAUCCACCCUCCAUUUCCUUCUCAGUGUUCCUUCACUUCAUUCUACUGGGGAGUCUAGCUCAUGAGUUUCACUCUGACAUAAGGCUUUUAACGCAGACUACCCAAUAAUAAUACCCUCAAAGUAUUUGAUUUUCCUGUAGGAAUGCCAGCCUUUGGAUGGUUUUAUUUAUGAGGAGAUUUAUUUUCCCCCUCCUGAAACUGACAGGUUAGCAGAAAUACAGUCUGAUCUCAAUGUGCUUUUAUAUCAACCAUGGCCGCCCCAUGCGAUUUCUAUGUAGGUCUAAAUAUUUUUAAUUAGAUAAUGGGUCGAUUGCAUUUUAUUAAGCCUGCCGUAAGCAUUCUUUUUCUGGAUCCUUUUCCUUUUGCUGUCUAUCAAACGAUAUUAAUGAGCAAAAGCACUUAGGUCCUCCUGGCCGUACAUAGGCCUCACAGUGCCAAGAGCCUGCCUCAGCACAAAACACACUGCGUACGCACAGUCUGAUGUGUUGCUUUAGAAAAAGAAAUCAUUUUGAUAUUAUUUUAGGAUGUCACAUAUUCCGUCAUAAUAGAAAUUCUUUUUUUUUUUUUUUUUUGGUGAUUAAAAUUUGGCUUCACACCAAAUGGACAAGUAGCAUUAAGAGUUAGGAAAACGUUAGCGUUUUAUCUUACAAUACAUUUUGAUCCUGGUGCAGUGUAUCAUAUUUGUGUUUUGAUUCAUGUUCAUGGUCUCAAGACUCUGAUCUCUGAUACAUUUGUGGCUGUGUGUUUCCUGCAUCCUCUCUUUGUGUAUAUUGGGUCUUGACUGGGAUUGUCUGUUUAUGUGCCAUUUCUGCGCUGCACUUCAGCCUGUUUCAAAAAGAUCUGAGGAAUAUUUUAGCCUGUUGAAUUUUAUGGUCUUGGAAAAUGUUGUGCGGAAUGUAAUAAUAAAGUGAUAUUUUUCUACAAACUGCUUCUGGAGUGUUUUAUGGUGUAGCAGUUCUGCAUUUUAUGUGUAUUUGUUAGUUGAUUGUGGAUGACGUUUUUUUCAUUAUGUUGGUGCUUAAAAUGUAGAAUGCACUGCAUAUGUGUCACUUCUGCUUCAGCAAAUAGCCAAUAAACUGUGUUACUGAGGCUGCUUAAACUUGUAUUUCCAUGCCAUUAGAGCUUGAGUCAUAGCACGCAGCAUACACUCAUUUAGCAAAAAAAAACAUGCAAGGUUGUUCUGUUAUUUGUCUUUGUAGUCUCUUAAGCUGAACCCCGCUAAAAUGGUUCCCUUUU